CUGAAAGAAGGCAGAGAGUCGGCGCCGAUCUCAGACUCGCGCUGCACACGCGAUCCGUACUCUGCAGCUGACUCGCAGUCCCAGCUGUCGCAUCAUGGACUCCCUGAUGCAGGUGGUCAACUUCGGGCCUGGGCCAGCCAAGCUGCCGCGCUCGGUAUUGUUAGAGGUACAAAAAGAAUUAUUAGACUACAAAGGAGUUGGGAUUAGUGUUCUUGAAAUGAGCCACAGGUCAUCAGAUUUCGCUAAGAUUAUCAGCAACACAGAGAAUCUUGUGCGGGAAUUGUUAGCCGUUCCGGACAACUACAAGGUGAUUUUUGUGCAAGGAGGUGGGUGUGGCCAGUUCAGUGCUGUCCCCUUAAACCUGAUUGGCCUGAAAGCAGGAAGGUGUGCCGACUAUGUGGUGACAGGAUCCUGGUCAGCUAAGGCUGCAGAAGAAGCCAAGAAGUUUGGGACUGUGAAUAUCGUCCACCCUAAACUUGGGAGUUACACAAAAAUUCCAGAUCCAAGCACCUGGAACCUCAGCCCAGAUGCUUCCUAUGUGUACUACUGUGCCAAUGAGACUGUGCACGGAGUGGAGUUUGACUUUAUCCCUGAUGUCAAGGGAGCAGUGUUGGUCUGUGACAUGUCCUCAAACUUCCUGUCCAAGCCAGUGGAUGUUUCCAAGUUUGGUGUGAUUUUUGCUGGCGCGCAGAAGAAUGUUGGCGCUGCGGGAGUCACAGUGGUGAUCGUCCGAGACGACCUGCUAGGGUUCGCCCUCAGGGAGUGCCCCUCCGUCCUGGACUAUAAAGUGCAGGCUGGCAAUAACUCCCUAUACAACACACCUCCCUGCUUCAGCAUCUAUGUCAUGGGCUUGGUCCUGGAGUGGAUUAAGAACAACGGCGGUGCAGCAGCCAUGGAGAAGCUUAGCUCCGCCAAAUCGCGAAUGAUUUAUGAUAUUAUUGAUAAUUCUCAAGGAUUUUACGUAUGUCCAGUGGAGCCCCAGAAUAGAAGCAAGAUGAAUAUUCCAUUCCGCAUUGGCAACAGCAAAGGAGAUGAUGCUUUAGAAAAAAGAUUUCUGGAUAAAGCUCUUGAACUCCACAUGAUCUCCCUGAAAGGGCAUAGGUCUGUGGGAGGCAUCCGGGCCUCUCUGUAUAAUGCUGUCACCAUCGAAGACGUCCAGAAGCUGGCGGCCUUCAUGAAGAAUUUUUUGGAGAUGCACCAGCUAUGAGCACACCCUCGUCAACAUAUACUCUGCCCUGAACAAUGUACAAAAUUGAAAGUAAUUAGGGAAUGGCUACAAACACUUAACAAGCAUGGUAUUGGUAUUUUUCUCGAAUGAAUAUACUUAUGAUAGGUUCUUUUUUUCAGAGAACAACAGCAACACAUUCCACAGCUCUGCAAAGCUGUUGGGACUUAAUCUUAAUUCUGACUUGAACUGGAAGCAUUUUAAAAAAAUCUUCUUCUUGCUUUUCUAAUGGUUACUAGCUUAUGUGGUCUUUGCUGCUACUUUUUCUACCUAAAUCUCAUAUUCAAAGCUGCCUGUGGGUUUAAGGAUGCAAAUUGCAGAUAAUUAUGUUUAGAGACACACAAGCACACAGCAUGGAGGGUAGGUGGGAAUUUUGAGCCUUUGGAAAAUGAUAGCAGUGAGGUCUCCUGAGUUCCAGCCGUGUGGUGACUGUUUAGGAGUUCUAGACUAAAGAGCAAACUGGAGAUCUUUCUUUAUACUGUUAUUAUCAUAAAGAGAGAAAAAUCACAUAAUACUCGUUUCUAUAGCAAGGUCUGUUUUUAAUACCAAAUAGUUUAUAUAGCUCUAUGAAUUUAUAUUUCUAAUAACAAGGUUCUCGAAGAUAUACGUAGAGACUGAGAAUUUGUUAGGCUCCCUGACCUUGUGCGUUAUAGUGUUGCAUUCUCGACAGUUAUGUCCCUCCUCCCCACAUCCACUUCCCUUUUUGAGCUGUUUCACAAGAUUUGGAAGCUCCUUGAUUCACUUUUACUCAUUUCUGUGGGUAGAAGAAAGGAUGGUUGAUCGGUUCUUCAUUUUUCAUUUAUGCUGUUAAACUGAAAGUGUCUGUUAGACUCCCUUAUUGUUUGUUCACGUGACUGUUCUCUUUAUGGUAUUUGACCAGUGAUGCUGUGAGUUCUGGAAGAUCAUUGCUGAAGAGUCUUUUCCCCUAUUGUUCAUCUGUGGUCAGUGUUUUUUGUUGAACAUGUGAAGGACAUUAAAGUCCUAAAACAUCUAAACCUUUGUCAGUAAAUUUCUUUACCCCCGUUUUAGGCAGUUUUUUUUUUUUAAACUUCAUGCUGGGAAAACUUGAGUCUGAAAGUAGCAUCUGAUAAGGGUAUUUUUGUUCAACCAAAGAUGUGAGACCUGAGUCCUCCCAUUUGUGUUUUUAAUGAUUCAGCACGCUGGUAGCUUUCCAUUGGCUUUUGGAAUGGACAUUACCAACACACCACCUUACAACACAGCCCAUGGUAUAAAGUUCUAUGAACUUUGUCCCACUUGGGCCAGAAAUACACCAGGAGGACGGUUUUGAGCUAUCUCUGCAUUUUGUUAGUUUGUGUAAUUGAGGACUGUACUGAUCUUUGGUACCAGCUCUGCAUCCAUUAGCUGGUUAGUUGGGUUCCCCUGCUUAGGGCUAAGCCUCCCCAGUCUUGGUUCUCUCGUCUGUAAAAAGGAGGGUUGAAAUAAUUCCUUUACUCAUCUCAGGGAUGUUUAAGGGCUUAAAACAAGGGUUCAGUGCAGGGUGUGGACAAUAACCACAACAAAUAUUUAAAUAGCAAAAGCCAGCCAGCUCAUGGAAUCCAACCAGGUGUUCACAUAUUUAUUCUAUUUCUCCUCCUUCAUCAUCCAUUCAUAUGAUGGUUGCAAGUCCCUGUGGUUUGUAGCAGCCCCACAUCUCUUGAAUCUCUGCUUAUUUCUAUUCCCAUUGCCGCAGCCAGCUCUGUCGGCUCUCAGGGGAUCAUUUCGGCAGCCUCAUCUGCCCCCACCAGCCCCUACCAGCACGGCCGAUUGGAUGAUCACUUCCCCUCACGGUCCUCCUUGGUACAUAAAAAAGCCCAGGCUUCUUAGUCCAGAAGUCACAGCUUUGUAGCAUCUGGUCUGGCUUAUUCUUUCUUGUGGUUUCUUGUGGUUCUGGUUCUUGGAAUGUGACAAGCAUAUGCCCACAAUACGACAGGUAAGCCUGGAGUUCCUGCCCCGACUCUGCAAGACUGACCUUCCUUCAAGGCACCUGCCAGCCUCCUGACCUUGUUUAUGUCUCCUCCAUUGGAGUGAUGCUCUUGUCCCUUGUUCUUACAAGGGUGACCCUUUUAUCCCAUCACGGUGCCUCUGUUCUGUUCUUUACCGUACUGAGGUGUCGGCUUUUCCUCUUUUCCCACUAGAGCAGUGUGGAACAAGCCUUGUUUCUCUACCUCCAUCACCUGGCCUCCUGCCUGGCCCCUGGGAGGUGCUCAACUGUCUGUUUAAUGAACAGGGAAGUCAGGUCUUCCUGAAUUUCACAAAUAGCCUGCAGUAAAGGCAGAUUUUUUAAAAAUUUUCAUGUACAUGGAUUUUAAAAAAAAUUUUCUAAAGCUGAAUAUAUAGUACAAUUUCAUUUUUUACUAAAAUUUAGAAUCUUGGAGGGCUUCCAGACUCAUCUAGAGAUACCUGUGAAAGCUUUUGGAAAAUGGUUGGCAACUGCAUUCGUCUAAGUACAAAGAAAGGUAGUCACUGUUGUCUGGACACGGAGGUUCUGCAGCACGGAUUUCUGGAAGAUACUCACCGAGCAAAAGCCUUGACCUUUGUAUGUCUCAAGUGAACACACUAAUGCCCGUCUGCUGACACAUGGAGAGAGGUGGAUGGGGAGAUAAGGAUGCAGGCUCCCAGGUCAGCAGUCUGCGGGAGCCACAACUGGCCAGUCUUGAAGAUUAAAGGCCAAGUAGACAGACAAGCGUCUUUCAGGCCUUCGGGAACCUGUGUAAGCCUUGGUGGCCUCAGGUUCCUUCAGAUCCUCCAAAUUGUCCUUCUUCCCCCAAACUUAUCUUGAACUUUUUUUUCUCUUUCAAAAUUUGAUAGCGCAUAAUCAUGUCAAUGCCAAGCAAGAAAAAGCAAAUUUGUCCCCAUGUUGCUUAAGUUUACCUCCACUCACUGUUCUGUCCCCAGCACUGCGGUUCUGUUCUUUGCACAGGAAAUAAAACUGCCCUGUUCUGUCCUAGUUUAUGUUUACCUAAACAGCUAAUGCUGUCUCAUCACAACUUAGCAGAUGCUAGAAGGUUUGGCAAGCCCUUGGGUGAACCAUGUGAUGUAACAAAUAAUUAUUCCCUCUCUCCCCUUUAGAGCUUCAGGAGCCACUAAAACCCAUAAAAUGGACAAGGCCCAUUGAUAGAUGUCGAGUUCUGCCGAAGGCACUAGCAGGUCUGGGCUUGUAUCACGCCGUGAUUAAUGCUUGUUUUACCAUGUUCUUUGGAAGGAAAAUAAAAUGAGGAAGAAUUUUCUCACAUUUGAUCAGAAUGAACAUAAUUAAAGAGUGAAAUGCUACUGCGUCUGCAAAGAAAUCAAUCACUUUAAUUGGAAAGAAGAUUCCUUGCCUCUGUUAGUAAUUGGGCUCGUGGUAAUUUAGAAUCGGAAUCCAUGACAGUUUGUGAUAAAUUGGCUCCUUUUGGGCUAAAGAAGGUAAGACAUUCUAAUUAUCCCUGGAUUCUUCCAGAGUGGAUGGAAAAGCUUGAUCAAGGAGAUAUUGGGAGAGAGACAGAAAAGUUAGCAGUGAGCAAAGAUUUAUUGAAUUUCUUCUUAGGAAGCUACAGAAUAAAACAGUUCAUUGGAUGUGACAAAAGCAAGAGCUUGGUAUUUGAAAUCCCAGAGAUGGAAAUAGGAUUUUCGAAGAAAAUAAGGAACUGGGCAUGUUAGAAAAAGUUUGUGUACACGGAAGCUCUUUAGUUAGGUUAUAGAAACUGGCCCUGCUUACUUGUUAGCACACGAGAAUCUUGACAACCUUGGGCCUCACUUGGGGAAAAGUAUGGAAUUUGUACGUUGACCGUCUAAAUGUGUAAGUAAUUGGCACUGAGUUUAAGGAAGUUUAAAACGUAUCAUUCAAAUGAAAGCAUAAUUUCAGUUAGUAGAAACUGAUGUACAGACCUGGCCCCUGUUGGUAUCCUAGCCUUUCUUUCUCUUUAGAUUGUCUAAUGAUACCUGAGGAACAGGCUGGGUUUUAGGAUGAUGCACUGGGUUAUACAUUUAUUUUAAAUUGUGUGUGUGCAUUCUAUAUAUCUAUAUAGGUGUAGAUAGAUAGUUCUAGAUAGAUAUAACUUCAAACUUAAAGAAAAUUUGCGAUAUUACUACAGAGAACUCUUGUGUGUGUCUUACCUAGAUUCAUUGAUUAUUAACAUUCAGCUUUAUUUGCUUUGGCCUUCAUUUUCUCUCCAUAUAUACAUGUUUCUUUUCCCUUAGCCACUCAAAGGUAAGGAAGGAGAUAUUGUGCCCCAUUACCUCUAAAAAGUGAUUAUUUCCUGAGGACAACAACAUUUUCUUACAAAACCACAGCACAACAGUCUAAGUCAGAAAUUUAACGUCGAUACUGUUGACUCAUCUACUGUCCAUGUUCAAAUUUUGCCACUUAUUCCAGUAACAUCCUUUAAUGGCUAAUUUUUUCAGCCCAGGAACCAGUCCACAAUCAUGCAUUGCACUUAAUUCUCAUGUGACUUUGGUCCAAAUAUGAAACAGUUCUUCAGCCUCUUCGUUCUUCACAUUGACAGUUUGUGAAGAGUAGAGGCUCGUCGUCAUGUAGAACGAUCCUCAGUUUGGGUUCGUCCUCUGCUUCCUCGUGAUCAUUUCUGGUUACGCGCUUUUGGUGGGGGCUCCACAGAAGUGAUGGUGCGUCCCCUGAUGCGUCCUAGCAGGAGGUAUCUGAUGGCUGUCUGUCUCAUUAGCCUCUUGGUUAACGUAGUGCCCAUGAAGUUUCUCCACUGUCAAGUUAAAGAGUAAUUUAUAGAGAGAUAUUUUGAGAUUCUGGAAGUAUCCUGUUCUUCAUCAAACUUCUGAAUUGCAUAUCUCCUCCAUAAAAUGGAUAAUACUGAUGGAUUUAUUUGAUGGUGAAGGUGAAGUUGUUCUUCAUGCUUAUUUUCCACUAGUAUUUUUUACAACCCACUCUCCUCUCUUCCAGAGUGGGGAAAAAAUCCUAAAAUACAAGCAAAAGUGUGUGAAACGGUUCAUUAGGAAGUUGAAAGGCAUCUGUUGGAGGAUAUAUCUUCCAGGAGCCCUGAGAGUAACAAACAUAUUUUGAGAAUGCAAACAGGACAGACAGGUGUGCUUUUUGGUGAACGAGAAAAGAAGAAAAAGAAUCCCCUGGUCAAGAUAUAGGGACCAGCUUGUAGAAUUUUCCUUACCUGUUUAGUCAAGUUUGUUUAUUUCUCAAUAUUUUUAGAAGUAUAGCCCUUUGGCCACACAGGCCUUUAAUCUAAUAACCAGAUCAUGAACCACAGAGCCUGAUUAUACUUUGAAAGAUGUCGUCUAUAUAACGACCUAAAGUUAAAGUUGCCUCUGAUGACGCUAGCCUAGCAGAAUAGCUCCCAAGAGAAAAAUAAAAUCUUGGCUUCUAUCUAGCCAUGUGAAAUGCCAUCUUAAAUGCCCAAGAAAUGAAACUUGAAGUUGAAACAUAAGAAAUACAGGAAGUUACAGGUUAUUCUGGGGGAAAAAAAAUAAAGAUCUUAUCCAGCAGAGUAAAAGCAGUUAGAGGCUGAAUCAUUCCUUCCGUUCCCUUCCCCACUUUAAAACCAUAGUUUCUUUAGGCUGAAAGUCCAGGGGUUGAAGCAGAAAUCUUCAGGAGUUCUUGGGAAAUGACCAGUGAGCAGGUUAAUAACCUCAGGCAGCAAAUACUCUGCUGUAAGUUAUACCGGGAGAAAUACUACUGAAUUUCUGAUGCAUUUAAAUCCAGGGCGAUCUAACGUAUUUUAUAAAGAGUUAAGUUCAAAUUAAUGCUCCAGCUGAUGUUCCCCAGUCACCUCCCCCAUGGAGCCCUCCCUGAUUCUCCCAGCAGCAUAUUGUUCAAUGUAGAGUGUCUUCAAUGACCUCUUUUCACUAUCUACUGACCACCAGACCCUCUCUGUGUAAUAUUCAAUAAAU
Messenger RNA from Vicugna pacos (alpaca), 7075 nucleotides. RefSeq names its product phosphoserine aminotransferase 1 (gene PSAT1). Gene Ontology annotation, biological process: L-serine biosynthetic process. Gene Ontology annotation, cellular component: cytoplasm. The record is from RefSeq and is a predicted model, not a curated record. Gene Ontology annotation, molecular function: O-phospho-L-serine:2-oxoglutarate transaminase activity; pyridoxal phosphate binding. NCBI's taxonomy places the organism in Eukaryota, Metazoa, Chordata, Mammalia, Artiodactyla, Camelidae.